Molecule: messenger RNA, 1492 nt
Organism: Brienomyrus brachyistius
Lineage: Eukaryota; Metazoa; Chordata; Actinopteri; Osteoglossiformes; Mormyridae
Gene: dusp22a
Product: dual specificity phosphatase 22a
Exons: 6
Coding region: 273-941 (222 amino acids)
Biological process (GO): protein dephosphorylation; transforming growth factor beta receptor signaling pathway; regulation of cell population proliferation
Cellular component (GO): cytosol
Molecular function (GO): protein tyrosine/serine/threonine phosphatase activity
Source: RefSeq, a predicted model, not a curated record
AGGGCGCCCACUCCGACACGGUUAAUUGACGGUGACAUGACGUGCAAAUAAGCUUUAUGACACAGAUCGCGAAAAUGUCAUCGUUGCAAUAUACAGUCAUAUAUAUGAAGGUGCUGCCACUUUAGUGGCUUCAGAUAGUACAGUUACGGGUUUAAAAUGCGCCCCGGACACCCCAAGAAAUUUAUUUCUGCGUGUGGUCUUGGGCUGGAGCUCUGGCUUUUUGGCCUUGAUCUGCAGAUCGCCGAAAGCUGCCAUGAUGCCGGGGGAAGGGAAUGGAAGGGAAGGGAGGGCUGUCAUGUGGAGAUGCCGCCUUCUGCCGGUAUUUCAUUACGGUCAGCGCUGUGAAACGGACCUGCAGCUGGAAGAGCAGCAAUGGGGAACGGCAUGAACAAGACUCUGAAAACACAGAGAGCUUAUCUGAUAAUGGAAUCACCCACAUCCUGUCUGUGUACAACAGUGCCAAACCAGUGAUAGAGGGUAUGACCUACCUCUGCAUACAGGCCUCAGACUCAUCCAGUCAGAACCUACUGCAGCAUUUCAAAGAGUGCAUCACCUUCAUCCACGAGAGCCGGCUGAGCGGAGGGGCCUGUCUGGUCCACUGCCUGGCCGGGGUUUCCCGCAGCACCACGCUGGUGGUGGCCUACCUCAUGACGGUGACCUCCUAUGGCUGGGAGGACUGUCUGUGCGCCGUCAAGGCUGUGCGCUCCUUUGUCGGACCCAACUACGGCUUCCAGCAGCAGCUGCAGGAGUUCCAGAGGGGCCUGCUGUCUCAGUACCGUAGUUGGCUGCGGUCCAGUUACAGCCAUAACUCCUUCAAGGACCAGGAGAGGGUAGAGGAGCUGCUGAGGCAGUUCAAGGAGCAGCAGCAGCUGGAGCGACAGAGGAACGGACAGCAAAACUGGAUGAGCCAGGUUCCCGGCUUGUACCCGCUGCCCUACUAGGCCUUUGGUAGCAGCAGUAAUUUCUGAAACGCCUGAACGAGGAGUAGGCUGACAGCCCCAGCCUGACGAGAACCUCCAGAGGUUCUCCAACAAGACGGAAGCUUCCAGAGACUGAUUUGUGCGGCACAGAUCCUGGUCUCAUCACCCACAUACACCGGCGUCCUGUCAGCACCCUUUGCCACCUUCGUUCCAGGUUUAGCAAUUUUAGUAGCGAACCCUGAGCCAACGCUGUGUGUCUUUAUGGAAGCAGCAUAUUUGCAGUGCGGCUGACUAGAUAAGGCUCAGUCAGGAGCCAUUAAAAGCAACAAAGUACCUUGAGUGUGACAGAUUUACCCAGCAAAUUCUGCCUUUUUUUGUUAUUAAGCGAUACGCAGCGCUACAGACUGUCAGUCAGAGCGAUAAUCAUUCAUACAGAAGUACAUAACUCUAAUAUGCCACAUUCAGAAUGAAAUGCUAGUGGUGUACUUCAGUCAGAUGUGUGUAAAAAUACAUGUUGAGUAUUUUAACACUGAUCUGUAUAAAUAAUUAAAAAUAAAUGAUAAAUUUAUAUA